AUGGAGACAUCCGAGCAGCCGUGCUUGGCUGGCGUGCUGGGAUCCUCAGACGGUCCUGGGGAGUGUGGACGGGGCUCAUCACUGCAAUAUCUGUAUAGGCUUGCCAGUGUCUUCGGAGCGGCUGCACGGGUUUUGGCCUCUCUUCAUCAGACGGUGAAAAAGCACUCGCUGCCCUCAGAGGCUGGACAUGGCCGAAACGGGGGCGCACGGGAUGCGACUUCCACGGAUCUCUCCGGGGAUGCUUGCUGCUGCGGCUUAAGCUACGAAGAGCGCAAGGUCGUCUGCAAUCUCAGGUUGAAGAACGACAUGUUGCGGGCGAGGCCCUCGGACCUCUCCGAAGAGGAGGAGUCGAUUCAGCUGAUUGGUGCAGAUGUCGAGUGUCAAGGUGUCGUGGUGUCCUUGAUGAGGAACUCCGUGCCGCACUUCACCAUGGCCUUUGAGAACGAACGCGUGGCAGGCCUUUGGGCUACGAAGUUGGCGGUGGCCUGUGGCAGCUCCGAGAGCAUCUCCAAGCUCUUCAGCACGCAGCGCCGGAGGAUCCAUGCUCUGGAGAUGCGCACCGCGGAGGCGCAACAGAGCAACGAGGAAGUGGAAAGAUGCUUAAACUUCCUCAGCAGAGAGUAUGUGGAAAUGCGCUACCAGGUGAGGCGACAGGUCCCUGCAUCGCCGCCCAGAGAAGUUCGAGAGGAGGAAGAGCCGUUGCUCAUUGAGGACAUCGACCCCCCGAAGCUCCCUUCCGAGCCCGAGAAGGAGCCCUUGAACUCCGCUCGGACCGGAGCUUCGGGAGGGUGCGACCUACUGGAAGAGCCACGAAAGGUGGCCCCGCCUCCAUGCGGGGGAACCGCCCCGUGUUUGCUGGGAAGCCCCAGCCAGCGAAAAAGUGGACGAGAGAAGCCAAAGAAGGAGCUUCCAGUGAACCUGAAGGAAGCCGUUGAGCCGCGUGCGGAGCAGAAAGCGGGAGAGGAGACGCCCUCGCUGCCCUCGCCGCCGCGGCGGGGAGCCACGGGCCACGCGCGAAGCGCCGGGCAGCUGAAGAAGGAGCCGCUGUGGAGCCCAAAGGCCCUCAGCCCCUACGAUCGGACCUCCUUGGACCGGGACGCUGGUCUGGACCGACGCGGGCACAAGUUGGCGAUGGCUCACCAGCGGCACCGACCCAAGCACGAGCCACAAGCGGCAGGAUCGAUCGCCCGGAAGACGGGCACCUCGAAGGCAGCGGACAAGACGUCUGUCUCCGAAAAGCGUCCGUAG
This is a messenger RNA of Durusdinium trenchii, 1248 nucleotides long. NCBI's taxonomy places the organism in Eukaryota, Dinophyceae, Suessiales, Symbiodiniaceae. The record is from the annotation of a GenBank genome assembly.